This is a messenger RNA of Orbicella faveolata, 2932 nucleotides long. RefSeq names its product major facilitator superfamily domain-containing protein 6-like. NCBI's taxonomy places the organism in Eukaryota, Metazoa, Cnidaria, Anthozoa, Scleractinia, Merulinidae. Gene Ontology annotation, cellular component: membrane. The record is from RefSeq and is a predicted model, not a curated record. Gene Ontology annotation, molecular function: transmembrane transporter activity.
UUAACCGUAGAAUAUCCAAUUUGGGCCCAAACUUAAGGACCAUUAAACGCUCUGACGGGACCUAAUCUAAAACACUUCAGUUCUCUUCAACAGUGAUUUGACCGAAUCGCCGCCAAGAUCGCACCAAACCAAAUGUUUUACCUUCAGUUUUACCGGGAUGGAGUUGGCAAGCAGGUUACGAACGUUUUCCAUUCACUGAUUUAAUAAUUUCAGUUGAUUCUUGUUAUUUGGCACAUAAACACCAUUUUUACGAUACAAUUAAGAUUGGACUGGUGGGAAAAUGGUGCUUUCAACAGGUACGCUUUUGGAAGGUUCUUGACAUCACAGGUCUUAGUUUAUAUGCUACCUCUGGGAAAUCUCGUCCGCUGGAAAGUGUGAAACGACGCUGCCAGUACAGGAAGAAAUUUGAUUCUUUUAUCUGUCGCCUCUCUGAAGAAGAUAAAAAUUACUCAAGUGGAAGACAAUUGCCCCAUCAAAGGAAGGAUGGAAGGAAACGAAAGCAGAGCAGAAAGCCCAAAGACUCUCACAGAUCCACUAUGUGACGAAUUACAUGUGGAUAAGAGACUGUUACUCUACAAAGCAUUUUAUUUCCUUUUUUUCGCCGGAUUUGGAGCCUCCUUUCCAUAUAUGUCGUUGUAUUUCAAGCAAAUGGGUCUGAAUGCAAGCUCAGUUGGGAUCCUAGCGGGAAUAAGACCCAUUAUUCAGUUUAUCAGUGGGCCCUUUUGGUCCAUUUUAGCCGAUAGAUUCAAGGCGAGAAAGGCAGUUUUGCUGUUUUCGAUUUUAUCAUGGCUAGUCAUGACUGUGGCUCUUUUAAUUCCUACACCUCACAAGACACAAUGCAGAAAUUUGAUGGCUAAUGUGAACAGUACUCAGAAAUAUUUGUCAGUACUUAGACGGCAACAUUCGACACAGCCUGUUAUUGAUAAGAGGAGAGAACACAACAUAUCAGUCCCUGUUCUCGAUGAAAGCAUGAGAGUCUAUGGCAGUGCUAAGGUCAAACAAAACACGUUUUCAUUCCUUAGGAAUUCCCCUUUUGAAGUGUAUUUCUUAAAAAGUUCUCAUAAAGAACCUGAAUACGCAGUCAGAACCAGCUCUAACCUGACUUAUGAAUUGGUUUAUGACGACAACGAAGUUUAUCAAGUGUUUACUUAUCUGCUGAUUUUAGUCGUAUGUGGAGAGUUUCUUGAAGCACCAACCUUUAUUAUGGCUGAUACUGCCCUGUUGCAAAAAUUAGGAGAGAAUCGAAGACACUAUGGUAAAACCCGAUUAUUUGGCUCGUUGGGUUUCGCGUUUGGUUCCUUGAUAGUCGGAGGGUUACUCGAUAGCACAGAGUACAGAUACUGUGGACAAGUGAUGAACAAUUAUAACGUGCUGUUUUACUCGUUUGCUAUUGUUAUGGCAAUUGCAUUUGUCUUUGGUGCUUGGAUGUUUGAAUUUACAUACGAAGAAGCCGAAGAUAGUAAAAAUGGCGAAAACGAUGGUUCUACAAUGGAGAUUUUGACGUUACUUCUGAAAUUCCAGUACGCUUUUUUCCUGUUCAUAUCUUUCUUUCUUGGCUUCUCCAAUGGCCUAUUUUUUAAUUUUCUAAACUGGUACCUUGAGGACCUCGGCGCCAGCAAAUUACUGAUGGGUAUUGCAACAAUUUUCCGUACUGUCGCUCUUAUCAUUGCUUUCAUAUUUAACGCAUUCUUGUCAGAUUUAUGCGGACAUGUUCAGCUUAUGUUAUUUAGUGUUGCUGGAUAUUUCGUUCUGUUCGGGGGUUUCUCCAUUAUCCAGAAUCCUUGGUGGGCAUUGCCACUUGAGUUCUUGGACGGGAUAACAUACGGUACUACUUGGUCGACAGCUGUCACUCAUCUUGCAGAUGCCACGCCCAAAGGAGGAGCUGCCACAAUGCAAGGCAUCCUUCAGGGAAUUUACUUUGGACUUGGAGGAGGCUUGGGCGCCAUUCUCGGUGGAGUACUUAUAGAUGGAUAUGGUGUAGUUCCUUCAUUCUGUUUGGGGGCUCUCAUGUCGAUUGCGGUUUUUAUUGCCAGCGGAUUUAUUCAACUUUGUAUUUUCAAAAAAAAGGAAAACAUGAAAAGGGAAGCAAAGCAACCUGUGGAACAUACAAUGGAAUAAACGCAUAAGCAUUAUCACGCAGAAAUUCAAUUCAAUUACGAAAAUGAUAAGGGAGACCAUAGAACGGGUAUAACUACUGAGAAGCACGAAAUCAGAAUUAGAAUCAGCGCAGAUAUUAUACAGGUAAUACGUGGUACCACAAAGAUCACACUGGAUCAGCUAAGACAUAUAUUAUACAGGUGACACCACAAAGAUCACAUUGAAUCAUUCGUUGCUGGCUUUGACUUUACCGGUUUUGAUUUUAAAAAUGCCGCUAGGAACAUAUCACCAGGGUUCAGUUUAUCGUCUGAGGCACCCUCCAAAAAUGAGUGCGGUAAAGAGCAAUUUGAAUGAAUUGAUAUUCAGUCUGUAAUCGAGUUAUCAAUUUGCCAGAAGAAAACACUACUCGCAGUUAAUUCGCUGUUGUUUUCAGAUUUGCCUAGAGAUGAAAAAACGAUAAAGUAAAAUGAAGUUCAGUGCAUGGGGAACAAUUAUAAUGAAAGUUGUUUGAAGGUUUUUUGUGUGAUAAUGGCUUGGUUCCUCGACCAGGGUGACAAUUUGGCCAUUUUAUGCUUAAUAUGUAUCAAUUAUAAUCAUAGUUAGUCGACAAGACGAGCUUUCCGAUUUAGUUAAUCCUGGGCGACAAGUUUGGCCGAGUGGGUAGUACUUCUGGAUGUAUAAGGGACCGUUCAUUUUUUAUGAGGGAGGGGGAGCUGGUGGGAUUUGGGAAGCACCAUUUAAAAAUUGCAUGACCCCCCCUCAGCUUACCAAUUUUUUCACAUGGCCCCCCCUUUAUAGCGGUCAUUUUUUGGGAUGACCCCCCCCAAAAAAAAAA